AUGUUCGUACUCAAUGAUAAUAAACCUAUUUGGGUACGAGAUAAUGAACAUGGAUUUCUUCUUGGUAAAAUAACCGAUAUUGGUUCCGACAACAUUACUGUUCAAUUGAAAGAGAACAGAAAGACAUUAAUUGUACCGUACGAUUCGGCAUUUCAAGCAGAAGAAUAUGAGAAAGAUGUUGAUGAUAAUUGUGCACUUAUGUAUCUUAAUGAAGCAACAUUAUUACAUAAUGUUCGUCGUCGUUAUAAAAAAGAUUUAAUUUAUACUUAUGUAGCGAAUAUUUUAAUUGCAAUUAAUCCUUAUAAAGAAUUAACAGGUCUGUAUUCAAUUGACUCAAUCAAACGUUAUAAUGGAAAAUCACUUGGUAUUAUGCCACCACAUGUUUAUGCCAUUGGUGAUAAAGCAUAUCGUGAUAUGCGCAGUGUCAAACAAAGUCAGUCAAUAAUAAUAUCAGGCGAAUCCGGAGCUGGUAAAACUGAAUCGGCUAAAUAUGUUUUACAAUAUUUAACCGAAUCGUAUGGUGCACAUAAUGGUCAAAUUGAAGAUCGUAUAAACAAAUCCAAUCCAUUAUUAGAAGCAUUUGGCAAUGCUAAAACAACUCGUAACAAUAAUUCAAGUCGUUUUGGUAAAUUUAUUGAAGUUCACUUUAAUGAUAAACAUCGUGUUGUCGGUGGUUAUAUAUCCCAUUAUUUACUUGAAAAAUCUCGUAUAUGUGUUCAAUCAAAAGAUGAACGAAAUUAUCAUAUAUUUUAUCGUUUAUGUGCUGGUGCACCUGAAAGUAUUCGAAAUGAAUUACGACUUACAUCACCAGAUAGUUUUCAUUAUCUUAAUCGUGGUUGUACACAAUAUUUUUGUAAUAAUCAAACAGAAAAAUCGAUAUCAAAAACUCGUCGAAGUCAAGAUUUUAUAUCAAAAGGUGCAUUACGUGAUCCACAAUUAGAUGAUUUUAAUGAUUUUAAUGAAUGUGAUGAAUCAAUGGAUCAAAUGGGUUUAACAACACAAGAUAAAUUAAAUAUUUAUAGUACAGUUGCAGCUGUUUUACAUGUUGGAAAUAUUAAUUUUGAAGAUGAUCCAGAAAGUACAAAAGGUGGUUGUAAAAUAACAUCAGCAACAGAAAAAUCAUUAAGUAUAACAGCUGAAAUGCUUGGUCUUGAUCAACGUGAUUUACGUAAUGCUUUAAUAACAAGAGUUUUAAUGACAAAAACAACUAGUAGUAGUAAAGGAACGGUUAUUCCUGUUCCAUUAAAAGUUCAUGAAGCACAAAAUGCACGUGAUGCAUUAGCUAAAGCAAUAUAUAUUCGAUUAUUUGAUCAAAUAGUUACGUUUGUUAAUAAAUCAAUACCAUUUAGUUCAUCAAUUUCAUAUAUUGGUAUUCUUGAUAUAGCUGGUUUUGAAUAUUUUCCUGUAAAUUCAUUUGAACAAUUUUGUAUUAAUUAUUGUAAUGAAAAAUUACAACAAUUUUUUAAUGAACGUAUACUUAAAGAAGAACAAUUAUUAUAUGAAAAAGAAGGUCUUGGUUUGAAAAAAAUUAGUUAUAUUGAUAAUCAAGAUUGUAUUGAUUUAAUCGAAGCAAAAACAACUGGUUGUUUUGAUUUAUUAGAUGAAGAAAGUAAAUUACCAACACCACGACCAGAACAUUUUACAACUGAAGUUCAUAAUCGUAAUAAAGGCCAUCCAAGACUUGAUUUUCCACGAAAAUCUAAAUUACGUGCAUCACGUGAAAUUCGUGAUGAUGAAGGUUUUCUAAUUCAACAUUUUGCUGGUAGUGUUGUUUAUUCAACUGCACAAUUUAUCGAAAAAAAUAAUGAUGCUUUACAUGCAUCAUUACUUAUUUUGGUUCAAGAAUCUAGAAAUAGUUUUAUUAAAAAUCUUUUUCCGAAAGCACCCGAACGUGAACAAUCGGCAGGAAAAUUAAAUUUUAUUUCGGUUGGUUCAAAAUUUCGUUCACAAUUAGCUGAUCUUAUGAAUAAAUUACGAAGUACUGGUAUUAGUUUUAUUCGUUGUAUUAAACCAAAUCUCAAAAUGGUUCCAAAUUUAUUUGAAGGUGGUCAAAUUCUAAGUCAAUUACAAUGUAGCGGUAUGGUAUCAGUGUUAGAUUUAAUGCAACAAGGUUUUCCAUCACGUACACAAUUUGCUGAAUUAUAUGCAAUGUAUAAAUCAUAUUUACCGAAAGAAUUAGCACGGCUUGAUCCACGUCUUUUUUGUAAAGCAUUAUUUAAAGCUUUAAAUCUUCAUGAUACAGAUUUUAAAUUUGGUUUAACAAAAGUUUUUUUUCGUCCGGGAAAAUUUGCUGAAUUUGAUGUAAUUAUGAAAUCUGAUCCAAAAAAUUUAGCUGUACUUAUAUCUAAAGUUAAACAAUGGCUUUUAUGGACACGAUGGAAAAAAGCUCAAUGGUGUGUUUUAUCAGUUAUUAAACUUAGAAAUAAAAUUCUUUAUCGACGUCAAUGUUUAGUUGAUAUUCAAAGACAUGUUCGUAUGCAUUUAGUUUAUAAACGUUAUGCACCACGAAUUCGAGGUUUAGUUAAAGUUAAAGCAUUACAUGAACAAGUUGCUUCUAUGGAAAAAAUUGUUGGACAAAUGAAAUUUAAUAAAGAACAAGUUUAUAAACAAGUACAACAAUUAAGACAACGAAUUGAUCAAUUAAUUAAUGAAAUUACAAAUACAUCUGUGAAUUCAACACAUAUUGAUAAUGCAUACAAUGAUCUUGUUUCAUCAAUUGAUCGUGAAUUUCGUCGAUUAAAACAAGUUCUUGCUGAACAAGAAAUAAAAGAAGAAGAAGAACGUUUAAAAAAAAUUCAAAUGGAACUUGAACGUGAAAAGAAAAAAAAACUUGCUGAAGAACAACGUUUAGAACAAGAAAAAGAAGAAUUUCGACAACGCUCAGCUAUUGCUCAACGUCAAAAAGAAGAAGAACAGUUCAAAGGUAAACUUACUGCUGAAGAAACAAAACGUCAAAAAGAACGUCAAGCAAAAGAAUCUGAUGAAGAAGCUCAUUUAGCUGAAGUGAAUGAACGUGAACGUCGUGAUUAUGAUUUAGCACGACGUCUUGCUUUAGAAACAGGUGGCGAAGCGGAUUUACCACAUUUACAACGAAGACGUCGUCCUACUGUUAAUCAAAAACAUGAUUUAAGUAAACAUACAUAUGCUCAAUUACGUGAUUUAAUUAAUACAUCUUGUGAUUUGGAAUUACUUGAAGCUUGUCGAGAAGAAUUUCAUCGACGUUUAAAAGUUUAUCAUGCAUGGAAAUCAAAAAAUCGAAAAGGAAAAAAUCCAUCAGCAUUAGAUGAUAAAAUGGAUGAAGCUGAAGAACGAGCUCCAAACGAUAUUUUAAAUAAUGUUGUGCCACCUUCAAUGGCUAGUGGUACAUCAACAUCAAGUGGAUCAAUGAAAAAAGCUGGACAACUAUUAACAACUACUAAUUCGAAAAAGAAUAGUAGUGGUAAAGGAGCUGAACAGCGAUAUUUUCGCAUUCCAUUUAUUCGUCCUAAUGAUCAAAAUCGAAAUACACAUGGUGAACAAAAAAAGAAAGGAUGGUGGUAUGCUCAUUUUGAUGAUAAAUGGAUUGCUCGUCAAAUGGAAAUUCAUCCAAAUAAAGAAGCAGUACUUCUUGUUGCUGGUGUUGAUGAUAUGAAUAUGUGUGAAUUAAGUUUAGAUGAAACAGGUUUAACAUCGAAAAAAGGUGCUGAAAUUCUUGAAAGUGAUUUUGAACAAGAAUGGCUUAAACAUGGUGGUCGAGAAUAUUUAAACGCACAUUUUGGACAAAUUAGUUCUAAAUAUGUUGUUCAAUUACUUCAAAAUUAUCGUUAA
Messenger RNA from Rotaria sordida, 3807 nucleotides. Lineage: Eukaryota; Metazoa; Rotifera; Eurotatoria; Philodinida; Philodinidae. The record is from the annotation of a GenBank genome assembly.